Vitrella brassicaformis is the source of this 1972-nucleotide messenger RNA. The record is from the annotation of a GenBank genome assembly. NCBI's taxonomy places the organism in Eukaryota, Vitrellaceae.
AAAUUCGUAGCAUCCUGUGCACAUGGGUGUGGAUCAUCUCUCUCGAUGAAGAUCUUCGGCGUUUCCGCCAAGUUAUCCCUCACCGACAGCUCAUCAUCCCUUCCGGGCCCUGUUCCACCGCCUCCCCGGCCGCACCCGCCUCCCCACCAUCGCGACACACACGGCCCGCCAUCCGAGGAUGACGCAGACGCCAGGAUUCGCCAGCUGGUUCAUCGCGUCGUGCGCGACAGGCGCUGUGAGCUUCACCUGGAGGGCGAGCGGUUCCGUGCGUUGGAGAUGGGGCGCAUCUUUCGGUGCCUGCGGGACAUAAGAGUGGGCGGCGAGGGGCACUGCGUUGUGAGCCUUCGGCUGUCGGGGUUUAUCAAUGACGGCGAGAUGGCGCUUCAGGCGCUCACACAUGCAGGUGGGAGAGGAGAGAGGCAGCCAAGGCAUCGGGGUUCGCCAUCGUUGUUAAUUGUGGCUGCUGUUUGUUUGUUUGUUGUGGCUGGUGUGUCACUCAGAUCUGUCAUCUCUGCCACUGAAGGUCUUCGAGUUCUCCGAGUCGCCGGCCCUCAAGCGCCCCACGGCCGUCGCCUGUCUGUCCUCGCUGGUGGCCGCCCACCUGCCGCCAUCCAUCCAGAGCAUCCUGCUCCAGAGCUGCAGCCUCGGCGCACUCAAGAAGAUGGCGAAUGAUGGCAGUGGCGGAAUAGACGAGUGGAGGCAUUUCGUCACCACACUGGCCGGCAAGGGGACCGUCAGGCUGCUCAACGUGUCCGCCAAUCGGCUGGACAAAACGAUGCUGCGGCCGUUGGCAGAGUGGGUGGCCAUGGGUGAGGCCUGCACACUGGAGGAGCUCAAUCUGGUGAGUGAAAUAGGUGGGCAGAGCCUGAAUGAGAUGAGUCGCUGUCAGUGUAUGUAUGUGUUGCAUGUCUGUCUGCAGGCCCAGAACGCCUUGGUCGAUGGGAGCGUGGGAGUGCUGCUGGACGCACUGCAAGCAGCACAGCACAACCGACUUACCAUACUCGGUAGGUGCGCACCGCACCGCAUGCCAAGGACAGCGGCAGACAGACAGACAUGGACCACUGUCUGUCUGCCUCUGUGCGCUGCGCGUGUGUUGGUGUGUCCGGGCAUUGUAACAGAGCUGAGUGAGAACCAUCUGGCGUCCGAGGGCGCCCAGCGGCUCGCGGCCUUCCUCUCAUCGCCAUCCUGCCAUCUACAGGUCAGCCAGUCGGCAGCCAAGCCACUCCGUAUCCCUCACUCACCGACACAACGGCCGUCCAUGCGCACCUGCCAUCUGUAUGUCGUCCGUGUGGUGCCAUGUCAGACGUUGAAACUGUAUCGGUGCGGCAUUGACGCUGACGGGCUGGCGGCCAUCGCGCGGGCGGUCGAGAGAAACACAUCCCUGGAAUCACUGACGGCAACUGGUUGGUACACGGGGUCGCACACAUGGAUGGCCAAACAGAUGCCGCAUGUUUGUGCCUUUGUUUGGCCGUGUCUGCAGCAAACGGGCAUCUGUCCCCACUGUGGAUCGACCGCGUUGGCCGCAAGUUCCUCCAGGUACCUAAGCGGGCGUAACUCGUUUGUCAUGUCAGUCAAAUGCCCAUUGUGUGUCCCCUGCUCUCCGUGGGUUAAACAGGCGCUCAUGCGGCGAUGUGAGGCGGGCUGCCCUCUGCGUGUGUUGGCCCUGUCAGUGCCAGAGGACCAGCUCAAGGAGGCACAAGAGCUCUUCAAGCAACAGACACACACGCAGGUCAGCAAGAGAGCCGGCCGCCCACUGCAGACAGACAUGCCCCUGAAUGUGUGUGUGUGUGUGUGUGUGUAAAGGCGAUAUUGGUGCCGCCGACUCAGCACCACAUCAACAACCCCACGCUCGUCGACUGCGACUGACUGACUGACUGGUUUACAAUUAGCCAAGCCUUCCUCCGCAGCGUAGCCUUUUUUUGUGUGUGUCUAGCUAGCUAUACAUUCACGACGAGCUGACGAUGGAUCGGAU